ACCCCGUCGGCACCCAUGGCGGAGGCGGCCGGCCCCGUCCGCCGGGCCAGCCGCGGCCACCGCGCCAAGCUCGCGGCCCCGUCGCUGCACGCCGUGCUCCUGCUGCUGGCGGCAGCCGCCUGUCUCGUGAGCUGCGGCGGGGUCGACGUGGACGACAAGGGCGCUGAACUUCCCCCGAGACGGUUCCCCAGCGGGCCGAACCUGGACAAGCUGCGGCUGCACGUCAACGAGACGGGGCCGCCGCCGACGCCCUCCUCGCAGGCCUCGCCGGCCCGGGCCACCGCCGCCACCGCUGCCACCGCCGUCAACCACACGGUGGUCGUCGGCGUCGCUCCGCCCGCCGCCACCGCCAGACCCUUCCUGGAGCCCACCAAGUCCGCCGCCGUCCUGGUCGGCGUGUUCGUCAGCGUCGCGCUGGUGGGGUACUUCUCCCUGCUGGUGUGGCGACGGGUCUUGGAGAGGAGGUACGGCAACCGGGAGAUUCUAGUCAACGAGGAGCAGUUCGAGCAAGACCGGGACCUGAGGAAUUUCCAGCUGUGAGCCGAGGACACGACUUCAGCUUCAGCCAGUUCCUGGGCAGGUCAUCGUGGCAGAGCGCAGCAGAGCGCCUGCACGUGCAUUUCGAGACUGAAAGACUGCCGCGGCGCGCGGGACCGAGGAGUGCAAGUCAAAUGGGCCCCUGUGGCCCCUGUGGCCGUGCUGCUAGGCAACCCAUUCGACUCCCGUGAGCGGCGGGCGCUUCAAGGAGCCUUCGCGGGUUUGACGGCGUUUAAGUUAUGGAAUGUGGCUUUCUAUCAAAGCAAAGCGUACUUGUUACUUUUUUUAAAAUUUAAAUAAUUUAAAGAGUAUUUGAA
Molecule: messenger RNA, 854 nt
Organism: Thrips palmi
Lineage: Eukaryota; Metazoa; Arthropoda; Insecta; Thysanoptera; Thripidae
Exons: 4
Coding region: 16-540 (174 amino acids)
Source: RefSeq, a predicted model, not a curated record